Molecule: messenger RNA, 1183 nt
Organism: Nicotiana attenuata
Lineage: Eukaryota; Viridiplantae; Streptophyta; Magnoliopsida; Solanales; Solanaceae
Exons: 6
Coding region: 357-950 (197 amino acids)
Source: RefSeq, a predicted model, not a curated record
GAAAAAGAAAAAGAAAAAGAAAAAUACAAAAACCACAAAACUGUGGGAAGAAAGGAAAAGGGGUGAGAGUAGCAAAAAGAGAGAAAGAUAUCACUCUAGAGAAUAAACUGCGCCUGUUCUGAGAAAAAUUCAAGAACCCCAUUUCAUAUUAGUGGAAAAAGAUAAGAUCUUUGGCUGUUUAUUGGAAUUGUCUUAGGAAAAUCAUUGAAUCUUUCAUCAAAAAUCUCAUUUUUUCCAGUUUUGGGAGUUCUCUGCUGCAAAAGAAGAAGGGAGAAGAAGAAAGCUUAUAUCUUUGGUCUUUUGAGAUAAUCUGGUACAGUAUCUAAGCAUAGAUCUUGAGAUAGAACAAAAAAGGUAUGGAUAAGUUACAGUGGGGAAACAGAAAAAGACUAAGGUGUUUUAAGGUGAAAGAUUCAACUUCAAAUGGGAAAUCUGAUGGUGGUGUUGUAGUGAAGAAGAAAAUCACAUCUCGAGUUGUUGAUAAUACCAAGGAAUCUACUCUUCUUCCUCCUAUUUCUUCUCCUCAUCGUCUUAACAGAGAUCUAGGUGUGAAUAGAUCUAACACAAAUGAGCAUCGUAAGACAUCAGUGUCAUCCCCCGAGAAGGAGGACCGAUAUUAUACGACAAGAGGGUCAGUAGGUGUAGAUGAUACUAGCAAGUUGUUCAUUGAUUCAAGGGAGGAAAAGAAAAAGAUGGUAUGGCCAAAAUUGCUUAUCACAUUGUCAAGUAAAGAAAAAGAAGAAGAUUUUAUGGCUAUGAAAGGUUGCAAACUUCCUCAAAGGCCUAAGAAGAGGGCCAAGUUGAUACAAAGAACAGUACUUUUAGUGCAACCAGGGACAUGGUUGCAAGACUUGUGCCAAGAAAGGUAUGAAGUGAGGGAGAAGAAGACCUCUAAGAAGAAACCAAGAGGAUUAAAAGCUAUGGGAAGCAUGGAAAGUGAUUCAGAAUAAAAUCUGGUGAAGAUAAGAGUGAGGAAACAUGGACAGAGCCAGAUAGAUUUUUGGGAAUUCUUUUGGAAAUAGUUGCAGUUGAAGAUGGGCAAAAGAUAGAAACUUUUGAUUUUAUUUUGGUGGCAGAGAGAGAAGAUGAGGAAAGAAAAUCUGAAAAUGAUGUAAUUUUUGGCAUAUUAUUCCUAAUUUCAGCUCAUCUUGAAAAAUGAAUGCUUCUUUUUUGGCCUUCUUAA